UCCCCCGCCUCUCCAAGACUCCAACCAGAGCGACGAGCUCAAUCGACUGGCGGCGACGGCGAUUUACCUCCGAUCUCAACUCUAGUUUUCUCAGUACUCCGCCGCAAGAUGAAGCUCGUUAGGUUUUUGAUGAAGCUGAACAACGAGACGGUGUCAAUCGAGCUCAAGAAUGGAACUGUGGUUCAUGGAACCAUCAUAGGGGUUGAUAUUAGUAUGAACACGCAUUUGAAGACGGUGAAAAUGACGCUCAAGGGGAAGAAUCCGGUGACCCUCGACCAUCUAAGCUUGAGAGGCAACAACAUUCGCUACUAUAUCUUGCCGGACAGCUUGAACUUGGAGACUUUGCUUGUGGAGGAGGCUCCGAAGAUUAAGCCCAAGAAGGCUGUUGCUGGGAGGGCUGUCGGACGUGGCCGAGGGAGGGGUCGUGGAAGAGGCCGUGGCCGUGGUCGUUAAAUCGUCUUUAAUAUGGCUGCGCAUCAAGUUUCCAGGAUCAGUUAGGGACUUGAGAGAAGUGAAAACUCGUUACGUGGUAGCUAAUAGUGCAAGUUUGGAGGAAGUUGUUGAGAUGGUGGAAACUGCAGCUUUGUAGGGCUUCGAAUGUUUGAUUCCAUUGAUGCUGCUUUUUCUUCUGAAAGACUACUGAUCAUGUACUAUGCUGAGAGACUUAUUUCCGAUGAAAUUUAACAAGCAUUUAUGCUGCC
Messenger RNA from Linum tenue, 701 nucleotides. Lineage: Eukaryota; Viridiplantae; Streptophyta; Magnoliopsida; Malpighiales; Linaceae. The record is from the annotation of a GenBank genome assembly.